AUGACUUCUUCAAACUCCGACCAGCGGCUGGACCACCUUCUGAGCGUGGUGGAGAGCGAGUUUCAGAAGGGCAGCGAGAAAGGAGACGCCUCGGAGAGGGAUAUUAAACUGGGACUAGAAGACGCAGAAUUAUGGACCAAGUUUAAAGAACUAACCAACGAAAUGAUCGUCACCAAGACUGGCAGGCGGAUGUUUCCAGUGCUCAGAGCGAAUGUGAGCGGCUUGGACCCCAAUGCCAUGUACUCAGUCCUAUUGGACUUCGUGGCUGCAGACAACAACCGGUGGAAGUACGUGAAUGGCGAGUGGGUUCCCGGUGGCAAGCCCGAGCCACAGAGCCCUAGCUGCGUCUACAUCCACCCAGACUCGCCUAACUUCGGAGCACACUGGAUGAAAGCGCCUGUCUCAUUCAGCAAAGUCAAACUGUCCAAUAAACUCAACGGGGGAGGACAGAUCAUGCUGAACUCUCUGCACAAGUAUGAGCCCAGGAUACACAUUGUGAAGGUUGGAGGGCUCCAGAAGAUGAUCAGUAGCCAGUCUUUCCCCGAGACCCAGUUCAUCGCUGUCACUGCUUACCAGAACGAAGAGAUAACUGCGUUGAAGAUCAAACACAAUCCAUUCGCUAAAGCUUUCCUUGACGCCAAAGAGAGGAGCGACCAUAAAGACAUGCCAGACCAUGGUGGAGACAGUCAACAGUCUGGUUAUUCCCAACUUGGUGGUUGGUUCCUACCUGGUAACGGCCCUAUGUGCUCCAGCAGCAGCCCCCCUCCAUUCAGUGGGGCCCCUGGCCCCUCCUCAGGGUCUUAUUGUGAGAGGUACUCCAGCCUGAGGGGCCACAGGGCAGCCCCCUACCCCAGCCACUACCCACACCGCUCCUCCAGCUCAAACAACUACAUGGACAACUCGUCGGGAGCCCUGCCCACCCAUGACAGCUGGUCAGCCCUUCAGAUCCCUAACUCCACUGGGAUGGGAACCCUGGCCCAUACCAGCAACUCCACAUCCAACUCCAGCCAGUAUCCUAGCCUGUGGUCUGUUGCCGGGACGACCCUAACUCCUUCUGGCUCCUCCUCUGGUUCCAUCUCUGGCGGCCUGACCAGCCAGUUCCUGCGAGGCUCCUCCUACACUGGCCUGACCUCCUCCCUGCCCGUUUCCUCACCAUCCUCCAUGUACGACCCCAGCCUUAGUGAGGUGGGUGUAGGCGUGGGCGAGGCCCAGUUCGAAAGCUCCAUCGCCAGGCUCACCGCCUCCUGGGCACCUGUGGCUCAGAGCUACUGA
This is a messenger RNA of Salvelinus namaycush (lake trout), 1272 nucleotides long. RefSeq names its product T-box transcription factor T-A-like. The record is from RefSeq and is a predicted model, not a curated record. Gene Ontology annotation, cellular component: nucleus. The coding region runs from base 1 to 1272 and encodes 423 amino acids. Gene Ontology annotation, molecular function: RNA polymerase II cis-regulatory region sequence-specific DNA binding; DNA-binding transcription factor activity, RNA polymerase II-specific. The transcript is spliced from 8 exons. NCBI's taxonomy places the organism in Eukaryota, Metazoa, Chordata, Actinopteri, Salmoniformes, Salmonidae. Gene Ontology annotation, biological process: cell fate specification; mesoderm formation; positive regulation of DNA-templated transcription.